CAGCAUGUCAGUUGGGCAUGGAGUCGAGUGACUGACUGCGGCUUGCUGACCAAACGGUAUUUUCAUUGAAGUGUUGAUAUCGAAGGAGGAGGCAUGGAACAUCCAGCUUGUAUUGUGGAGGAAUUGAAGCAGUUUGUCGUAAACGACGCCCCGCCAACAGUGUAUUACAUCCCAGAUUUCAUAUCGGAGGACGAGGAGUCUUAUCUUCAACAGCAGGUGUACAAUUCCCCCAGAACUAAAUGGACUCAGCUGUCGGGCAGAAGGCUUCAGAACUGGGGAGGGUUGCCACACCCCAGGGGCAUGCUGGCAGAAAAGAUGCCCGACUGGCUCCGGACGUACUGCGAGAAGAUUUCCUCUCUCGGUGCGUUUGGUGGUAAAACCGCCAAUCACGUGUUGGUGAAUGAGUAUAAAGAAGGGGAAGGGAUCAUGCCUCACGAAGACGGCCCUCUGUACCACCCCACCGUCACCACCGUCAGCCUGGGCUCUCACACCCUCCUGGACUUCUACACGCCGGUCGACAUCCGGGAGGGCGCCGCGCCCCAGACGGAGGAGAACCGCUUCGUCUUGUCCCUGCUGGUCAGGCCUCGAAGUCUCCUGAUCCUCCAGGAGGAAAUGUACCGCCGUCUCCUCCACGGCAUCCGGCCCCGCGGCCACGACGAGCUGACGGACGCCGUGGCCAACCUGUCCGCGGCCGGGGCCGCGCCGGGAGAGACGCUGGCCCGAGGCACCAGAGUGUCGCUGACCGUACGCCACGUGCCCAAAGUCAUGAAGACGACGCUUGUACUGGGGAGGAAGUGAGGAGACGGUUUGUCAUGGUGCCACGCGUUUCUCCUCCAGGCGGCUUUGUGAAGCGAUAGUUCAGCCGUAAUCACUUCCAAGUGACUUUUUGGUGGUUUUAUUCUCAAAACAGAUUUUAUGGGAUCUAUGUAGCAAACGUCUCCGGGAGAAGAAUGGGUUUCUUUAAAAAUUUAUGUUUGUAAUUGAUGAGUGACUGUAAUCAUUAUUGAAUUGUUAAAAAUGUAAUCAGUUUGUGUUUCAUUAAAUACAUAAAUUGGCUCUAAAAUCA
Molecule: messenger RNA, 1066 nt
Organism: Pseudoliparis swirei
Lineage: Eukaryota; Metazoa; Chordata; Actinopteri; Perciformes; Liparidae
Gene: alkbh6
Product: alkB homolog 6
Exons: 2
Coding region: 94-798 (234 amino acids)
Source: RefSeq, a predicted model, not a curated record